AUGUAUGCAAAAGAACACCUGUCAUUUGAACCCCGCCGAGCAGAGCAAUGGGUUGAUGAGGUGCUGAAGAUACGGCCUCCAGCUUUUACCAGAGAUUCUUCUGUAGUGGCUAAUCUCCUCUGGAAGGACGAGCAAGAGUUCCAGAAGGUACUCUGCUACUGGUCCUCUCGAUUCAGAGCCAUUUUGACAUCAAAGCUCGAAAACCCCAUUGACCCCAAGUUCGAGAAUUGUUGGUUGGAGUACAUGUCGGCCGAACAGGGUUUCAUUAUAGCGACUCUCGGCAUGGCAUGCGCCUAUGGGCAUAAAUUUAUCGUCCCUCCCUUUUUGAAGUCCUGUCUCCAGGGUAACCCACUGCACCCUCAGGAAGCCUUCAUGGAUGACCGUAUCCGGCCUGCAUACGAGUUUGCGUGGUGGAAUACUCGCAUCACCUUUCCACCAGGGGGCGUCGACCAACUUCUGACAAGGUCAUACAAUUGGUUCAGAUGGAUGGCAAAGGGUGGUUUGCCAAUCAAGUACCCAGACACUGACACCUCCACGCUGACACCGGCCGAAGUUCAGCACAUCAAGACCCAGUUGGAGAAUGCUCGGGAUCGUCUCCUUGAACAUAUCAAGUGUGCUGAGGCUGAGGAAGAGUGGGUCACCAAUGAGAUUUCGGUUUGGGAGGAAAUUGUACAGCAGUCUGCUCUUAUUGACCUAAUGAGGUAUCACAAGAACUGGUUUUCAGCACAUAGAAACCCAGGUGGAGAAAGCCCGGGAUCGGACAAAUUGAGGUCUUUGCCAUCCCCCAUGAGUUCCGGCGGAUUCCGGCGGAUUCCAAGUGGAAUGUCGGAAUUCCAUGGAAUUCCGACGGAAACUAGUUGGCUGGAGCCUCAGCCAUUCUGGUUUCCAAUUCCACAGAAAUUCCAAUGGAAUCCGACGGAAUCUGGUGGAAAUGGUCGGAAUCCGGGAGCCUCCCGGAACAGUUUCCAUUGGAAUCCAUUGGAAUUCCAACCAGAUUCCAUGGAAUUCCAAUGGAAAUGUCACGUGAAGUCCAAGCAGCAAUAUUUCCACUACACCAUACGGCCGUUCAAAUUCUACAAACAUUUAUUCUAUAUAACCCACCCUCACGCCCACCUUCCUAAACGAGUCACGGCGUUUGCCGACGUCACCAUCAGCAUCUCUGUUUUGCUGUCAACCACAACCACAACCAUAACCACAACCACCACCACCGUCGCCGCGACCAGCGCGGUCACCUCGAAUCACGCCCACGCCAGCGGACAACGACGACGACGACGACGACACGUCAGCGACGACGAGGCCGGCCACACGACGACGGACGACGACACGUCAACGCACGACGAGGCCGACGACACGUCAACGCACGACGACGACGGACGACGACGACGCGUCACGUCAACACACGACGACCACGCACGACAC
Molecule: messenger RNA, 1419 nt
Organism: Laccaria bicolor S238N-H82
Lineage: Eukaryota; Fungi; Basidiomycota; Agaricomycetes; Agaricales; Hydnangiaceae
Exons: 5
Source: RefSeq, a predicted model, not a curated record